Komagataella phaffii GS115 is the source of this 465-nucleotide messenger RNA. RefSeq names its product Cytosolic superoxide dismutase. Gene Ontology annotation, molecular function: copper ion binding; superoxide dismutase activity. The transcript has a single exon. Lineage: Eukaryota; Fungi; Ascomycota; Pichiomycetes; Pichiales; Pichiaceae. Gene Ontology annotation, biological process: removal of superoxide radicals. Bases 1 to 465 code for a protein of 154 amino acids. The record is from RefSeq and is a predicted model, not a curated record.
AUGGUCAAAGCAGUUGCAGUCUUAAGAGGCGAUUCUACCGUCGGCGGUACCGUUGUCUUCGAACAAUCCUCCGAAAGCAGCCCUACCACUAUCACUUACGACAUCAAAGGUAACUCCCCAAACGCUGAGAGAGGUUUCCACAUUCACCAGUUCGGUGACAAUACCAAUGGUUGUACUUCAGCUGGUCCUCACUUCAACCCAUUUGGUAAGACCCACGGUGCUCCAACUGACGAAGCUAGACACGUCGGUGACUUGGGUAACGUCAAGACCGACGCUGAAGGUGUUGCCAAGGGUGUUAUAACCGAUAACCAGGUUAAGCUGAUCGGUGAGACCUCAAUUCUAGGUAGAACUGUUGUUAUUCACGACGGAACUGACGAUCUAGGAAAGGGUGGUCACGCCGACUCUUUGAAGACCGGUAACGCUGGUGGAAGACCAGCUUGUGGUGUCAUCGGUUUGGCAGCUUAA